AUGCCAAUAUGGUAUCUAAACGUAGAUGGCUCCUCAGACAGAAAGGGUGGAGGAGUCGGCAUAGUAUUAGAAGGGCCGAAUGGGGUAAUCAUCGAACAGGCGGUGUCAUUCAACUUUCAGCUCAACAACAACCAGGCAGAAUACGAAGCCUUGAUCACCGGACUGGUCCUAGCCAAAGAACUCGAAAUUGAACAACGGAAGCUGGAAGACUUUCUUAAAAGUCUCGGAAUCAAACACAUAACAAGUUUUGUUGAGCAUCUGCAAAUGAACGGGCAAGCAGAAGCCGCGAAUAAAGCAAUCAUAUCUGAGCUAAAAAAGUGUCUUGGAGCAGUAAAAGGCUUAUGGGUGGAAGAAUUGCCUGAGGUCUUAUGGGCCUACAAAUGUACCCCUCACAGAUCAACGAGAGAAAUGCCAUUCAACCUCACUUACAGAACUAAUGCAAUGCUACCGGUCGAAUUGGGCGAACCAUCCAUAAGACGAGGUAUACAAGAUAUGAGUCUUAACGACGAACAUCUCCGAAUAAACCUGGACAUCUUGCCUGAAUGGCGAGAAGUCGCCAUGAUAAAAAAUGCAGCCCAAAAAUGA
This is a messenger RNA of Vigna radiata var. radiata (mung bean), 585 nucleotides long. RefSeq lists its product as uncharacterized. Bases 1 to 585 code for a protein of 194 amino acids. Gene Ontology annotation, molecular function: RNA-DNA hybrid ribonuclease activity; nucleic acid binding. The transcript is spliced from 2 exons. Lineage: Eukaryota; Viridiplantae; Streptophyta; Magnoliopsida; Fabales; Fabaceae. The record is from RefSeq and is a predicted model, not a curated record.